GAGCUGUCGCUCAGGGCUUGGGCGGGAGCGCGGGUGGCGGGGCGGUUUAAAGGCGCCGCGUGCCGGCUGCCCGUGUCCGCUUCGCCUCCGGUGUGUGUGUGAGACGGGACAGCGCCUGGUGCAGAUCUGCCACAAUGCCUGGGUCUCUUCCAGUGAACACCGAAUCCUGCUGGCCCAAAGACGUGGGCAUUGUUGCUCUGGAAAUCUAUUUUCCCUCUCAAUAUGUCGACCAGAUGGAGCUGGAGAAGUAUGAUGGCGUGGAUGCAGGCAAAUACACUAUUGGGUUAGGCCAGUCAAAGAUGGGCUUCUGCUCUGACCGAGAGGAUAUCAAUUCCCUCUGUUUGACUGUGGUUCAGAAGCUUAUGGAGAGGAAUAGCCUUUCCUAUGACUGCAUUGGGAGACUGGAAGUUGGAACGGAGACAAUAAUUGAUAAAUCAAAAUCGGUGAAGACUGUCCUGAUGCAGCUGUUUGAAGAGUCGGGCAACACUGAUGUGGAGGGCAUUGACACCACCAACGCCUGCUAUGGAGGCACUGCUGCUCUCUUUAAUGCUAUUAAUUGGAUUGAAUCCAGUUCUUGGGAUGGACGUUAUGCACUUGUGGUUGCUGGAGACAUUGCUGUGUAUGCCACUGGAAACGCCAGGCCAACAGGUGGAGCUGGUGCUGUUGCGAUGCUAGUUGGUCCAAAUGCUCCUUUAAUUUUUGAGAGAGGACUGCGUGGAACCCACAUGCAACACGCUUAUGACUUCUAUAAACCAGAUAUGGUCUCUGAAUAUCCUGUGGUUGAUGGCAAACUGUCUAUACAGUGCUACCUCAGUGCAUUAGACCGCUGCUAUAGUGUUUAUCGCAAUAAAAUCCAUGCCCAGUGGCAAAAAGAGGGGACAGACAGACGUUUCACCUUGAAUGACUUUGGAUUCAUGAUCUUUCAUUCUCCCUACUGUAAACUGGUACAGAAGUCUGUGGCAAGGCUGUUGCUGAAUGACUUUCUCAGUGACCAGAAUGCAGAAACAUCAAAUGGUGUUUUCAGUGGUCUGGAAGCUUUCAGGGAUGUAAAGCUUGAAGAUACAUAUUUUGACAGGGAUGUGGAAAAAGCUUUUAUGAAAGCUAGUGCAGAGCUCUUCAAUCAGAAAACCAAAGCUUCCUUACUUGUGUCCAAUCAGAAUGGAAACAUGUACACACCUUCAGUCUACGGUUGCCUUGCUUCUCUUCUAGCUCAGUACUCUCCGGAGCACCUUGCAGGACAAAGAAUUAGUGUGUUCUCAUACGGCUCUGGUUUUGCUGCUACGCUGUAUUCCAUCAGAGUUACACAGGAUGCCACUCCUGGUUCUGCACUGGACAAAAUAACUGCCAGCCUUUCUGAUCUUAAAGCAAGACUUGACUCAAGAAAAUGCAUUGCACCUGAUGUCUUUGCAGAAAACAUGAAGAUUAGACAGGAGACACAUCACUUGGCCAACUAUAUUCCACAGUGUUCAGUAGAAGAUCUCUUUGAGGGGACAUGGUAUCUUGUGCGUGUGGAUGAGAAGCACAGAAGAACAUAUGCACGACGCCCAGUUAUGGGUGAUGGACCCCUGGAGGCAGGAGUUGAAGUUGUCCACCCAGGCAUUGUUCAUGAGCACAUCCCAAGCCCUGCUAAGAAAGUGCCAAGAAUCCCUGCAACAACAGAGUCUGAAGGCGUUACUGUUGCCAUUUCCAAUGGGGAGCAUUAAGAUACCUCUGUGAGGUGGGAAAUGGAAAAAGGUGUGAGGGUAGGAUGAAAGAGAGAAAAGAUUACAGUAGUACUGGAGUUUCAUUAUACAGUAGUACUUAAUUGGAGCAUGAAAAAACUGUUUAAAUGCCUUGAAAGGAUUUGUUGUAAUACUAUGUGCUGAUAUUUAUAGUAUUUUCAGAACACUAAAAUCAUUAAUAUACUUGGGGAUAGAGUGACUUGCUAGGGGCUUUGUGGGUUCCUUAAUGUGUCUGAAUUUUUUAAUUGCUGAGUAGUAGUUGUAGUCUAUUACAAGGUCUUUGUACAUAGAAAAGAAUGGAUCUUCUGCUUGCUUUUCCCAUGUCAAAUGACUUGAAACCUACACUGUUAAGUUCUACUUGUACUUGCAAAAGUCUGAGCUUUUAAUGUUAGGGUUCUCAGUGCCUUGACAGUAACUAGUCAGUCUAAUGAAUACUGCACUUCUCUUUCCCUUUAUCACCUCCCCUUUCUUCUCCCAGUCUACCUCUCCUCACACCAUUGCUUUGGAAAAGGUGUAGAACCAAAUAACAUUACUGGAAUGAGAUUACUCUUUCUCCAUAUGAAUGACUCGUUCAAGAACUGCAAGGCUGGUAGUUUCACCCUCAAGAAACUCUGUAACUGACUAUGUUAGUUACUUGGUAACUCCACCUGCUAUCCUUUUUGUGUGUUUUGUGCCUGCAUUAGAAAUCACAGAAGCCUGCAGGGAAAAAGGAAUUGCAAGGGAGACAGACAGUUCUUCUUGGUAAGAAAGGGUAAAUUUCUUGAACUGCCUGAUAUGGCACUUUUUCAGGAUUACCAAACUGUAACAUAAACAUUUAAGGAAGAGGACUUAUAAAACAAAACUCACAGAAUCACAAGGUUGGAAAGGACCUACAGGGUUGUCAAGUCCAACAGUCCUUCCAUCACCAUUGCUUCUAUAAGCUACCAAACCAGAUCUUGUAGCUCCUCAUCCAGACACCUGAACAUUGCUGGGGAUGGUGACUCUACCACCUCCCUGGGCAGGCCAUUCCAGUGCCUCACCACUCCCUGACUUCCUUAUAUCUAAUCUAAACCUCUUCUGGUACAACUUGUGGCCAUUUCUUUGGGUUCUGUUUGUUGCCUGGCUGAAGAGGCCAAACUCCUCCUCAUCACAACCUCUCUUCAGGAAGUUGUAGAGUGCAGUGAGGUCUCCCUUGAGCUUUCUCCAGCCUAAGCAAUCCCAACUCCCUCAGAUACUCCUCACAAGACCCCUCAGCAGUUUCAUUGCCCUUCUCUGGACAUGUUCCAGAGCCUCAAUGUCUUUCUUGUAUUGAGGGGCCCAAAAAUGAGCACAAUACUUGAGGUGCAGCCUCACCAGUGCUCGGUACAGACAGUGCUCAGUACAGAGGGAUGAUUACCCCCCUGUUCCUGCUGGCCACACUAUUUCCAAUGCAGGCCCAGAUGCUGUUGACCUUCUUCGCCACCUGGGCUCACUGUUAGCCCAUGUUCAGAAGAGCAUCAACCAACACCCCCAGGUCCCUUUCGUCUUCACAGUCAUCCAGCCACUCAGCCCCAAGCCUGUAGCGCUGCAUGGGGUUAUUGUGGCCAAAGUGCCAAACCUGGCACUUGGCCUUGUUGAACCUCAGCCCAGCAAUCCAGCUUAUCUAGGUCUAUUUCAAUUAGUAGAGCUGCUUUAAUUGGUAAACUGAAAAAAAGAUCAUUUUGGAUGUCCUGAACCUGGAACUCUGGCCUCUUGCUAUUCUUUAUAUAAUGCAUUUCUAAGAGACAGUUUCUAACUUUGGAUUUGGCAUUGAACUUCAAAGUUCUUGUCUCUGUUGGGGAUGUUGUAGAAGUGGGGUCUUUUCUUUCUUUUUUUUUUUCCAGACAUGCACGAUAAAAGCUAUCUGUCUUGCAAGUGGUAGAUACAUAUUACUUAUGGGGAUUAUAUUCUGGCAGCUUUUUAAAGCCCAGAUUAGAAAUAAACUAUGACAUGAGCCUUGUAAGCUUGUAAUAUAUAUUUAAUUGAGCUAAUGUACAGAAUGAAGUUUUGUUGAACUUUUUUCUUUGCUAAUUCUACAGAGCUACGUAUCAUAAAGUAGCAAAAAACCAUAUUCAUCUGUUUAAAUCACAAUCUUUUUUUUGUGUGUGUAACAAAGUGUUUGUAAUAUCUGUCACUUACUAGGAUUUGGUAACUUGCUGUAUUUGUACAGUCAAGCCUUGAUAAAAAUUGAUGUUUAUAAUUUGAUGGAGAAUAAUCUGUUUGUUCUGCUGAAAGUGAUGGAGAGGUGAUGCAUGAAAAUAGUGUUUGCAAGUAUUUUGGUUUAGGUUGCCCUCAUGAAACUUGUCCUGGCACCAGAAAGUAAAAAUGCCAUGGAACAAAAGUCCAUUGCUGGCAGUGGACAAGCCGAGAAUUGAGCUGCUACUGGCAAAAAGUUAACCACAGGGGCCUCACUGUGAGCAGAUCCUUUAUUAAAAUAAAGUUUGAGAUGUUUGAAACACA
Coturnix japonica (Japanese quail) is the source of this 4178-nucleotide messenger RNA. RefSeq names its product 3-hydroxy-3-methylglutaryl-CoA synthase 1 (gene HMGCS1). The record is from RefSeq and is a predicted model, not a curated record. Gene Ontology annotation, molecular function: hydroxymethylglutaryl-CoA synthase activity. Lineage: Eukaryota; Metazoa; Chordata; Aves; Galliformes; Phasianidae. Gene Ontology annotation, biological process: acetyl-CoA metabolic process.